Cotesia congregata is the source of this 24506-nucleotide messenger RNA. The record is from the annotation of a GenBank genome assembly. Lineage: Eukaryota; Metazoa; Arthropoda; Insecta; Hymenoptera; Braconidae.
AUAUAAAAUAUAACUUUUUUUUUUAUAAUUGUUUUGAUGAAUAAUUAAUUCAUCACUCAGAUGCUUUAAAUGUAAAACUAAUGAAUGUAUUUAUCUUUUUCCAGAUAUCAGACAUUGUUGUUGGCCAGGAACCAAACGUGACAGCGCGCGAAGCCCUGCUAAGAUGGGCCCGGCGAUCAACAGCGCGUUACCCAGGUGUCAGAGUAACAGACUUUACAAGUUCCUGGAGAGACGGAAUGGCAUUCAGUGCACUUCUUCAUCGAAACCGUCCUGACCUAAUCGACUGGAGGAGCGCGCGAUCAUGCCAAGCAAGAGAACGGCUUCACCAAGUUUUUUACAUCGCCGAGCGCGAGUACGGCGUUACCAGACUUCUCGACCCCGAAGAUGUCGAUACCCCCGAACCGGACGAGAAAUCUUUGAUAACGUACAUCUCAUCGCUCUACGAUGUCUUCCCAGAGCCGCCGCCAAUCCACCCUCUGUACGACGCGGAAGCCCAGCGCCGCUCUGCGGAGUACCGCGAGCUUGCGACUUCUCUGCACAUGUGGAUGCGCGAAAAAAUCGUGAUAAUGCAGGAACGUGCGUUUCCUCCGACUCUUAUCGAGAUGAAGAAACUGGCCGCCGACAACGCAAAAUUCAAAAACGAAGAAGUACCUUCCCGGUACCGCGACAAACAACGACUCACUCACAUAUUCCGCGAACUCGAAAAAUACUUCGAAGCCGUGGGUGAGAUUGACAUGGAGCCCGAGUUGCACAUCGACGUGGUUGAUAAAAAUUGGAACCGGCUGAUGAUGCUGCAUCAGGAAAGAGAACAAGCUGUUAUUGAUGAAAUCAAACGCUUGGAACGGUUGCAACGGCUUGCCGAGAAAGUGCAUCGUGAAAUGAAAUCAACGGAUAAUCGUCUGGAGGAACUGGAGAGACGAGUUGAGGACGAGGCGCGUCGUCUUGAUCGUCUUCAUCCUCUAGAAGCUAAACAUGCAGUCGAUUUAUUGGAGCAGGAUAUUCGUAAUACAGAGAUACAAAUUCAGAAUAUAUUCACAGAUAUUCAUACUCUCACUGAAGGAAAGUACAGCCAAGCUGGAGAACUUCACAAAAGAGUGCAAAAAUUACAUCAACGCUGGGUAGCAUUGCGAUCUUUAUUGCAUAAGCGGCUAGUACAACCACUUUCAGCAGUUUCGUUCCCAGUGGAGGAACGGGUUGUCACAAAGCAUCGUACUACCGUCCACGAGACUCGUUUGGUUGACACCAAUCCUCACUUCCGUAAUCUACAUGAUUGCAUAGAUUGGUGCAAGAACAAACUGAAGCAGCUUCAAGACGCUGACUACGGAUCCGAUUUACCAAGUGUCAAAAAUGAACUGGACAUACAUCAGAGAGAGCACAAAAAUAUUGACCAGUUCCACAGCAAAGUUGACAAAUGUAUUCAUGCCAAAAACAAUUUCCAUGGAGAGGAGCUCGCUCUCUACAGCCAACACUUGAGUACAUUGCAAAAAAUUUAUUCUGAAUUAUUGACUACCUCCAAUAAAAGAAUGUCCGACUUGGACACCUUACAUGACUUUAUCCAAUCAGCCACUGGGGAAUUGGUUUGGCUCAAUGCCAAAGAAGAUAUUGAAGUUACACGCGAUUGGAGUGACAAAAACUUGAAUGUUCAAAGUAUCGUCCAAUAUUAUGAGAGUUUGAUGAACGACCUGGAGAAGCGGGAGAUCCAAUUCUCGGCGGUGCAAGACCGCGGAGAAGCCCUUGUUCUUCAACACCACCCAGCAGCCAAGACAAUUGAAGCGUAUAUGUCAGCAAUGCAAAGCCAGUGGGCUUGGCUCUUACAACUCACGCUUUGCCUUGAAGUCCAUCUAAAAUACGCGACCCAGAGUCAGCAAUUUUUCAAGGACGUCCAGCAGGCUGAGCAGUGGAUCUCAAAGCGUGAUGAAGUCCUCAACACCAUCUACUCUCAAUCAGACUUUUCUCUGGACGAGGGUGAGCGACUUCUCAAGGGAAUGCAAGAAUUGCGCGAAGAAUUGAACAGCUACGGCGACAACGUCCAGCGAUUGGUAGACCAGGCUGGUAACAUCGUCCCGAUGAAGCAGCGAAGACAACCUGUCACCCGACCACUCCAGGUGACGUGUAUUUGCACCUACAAGCAAGCCAACAUGUCAAUUGACAAGAACGAGCUCUGUACGCUUUAUGACAACUCUGGACGUGUAAAAUGGCGAGUUAAAAAUUCUCUAGGGGUUGAAUCGCCAGUUCCUGGAGUUUGCUUUACCCUUCAGCCGCCGGACAAAGACGCGUUGGACGCUGCUGAGAGAUUACGACGUCAGUACGAUCGCAGUGUCUCACUUUGGCAGAGAAAACAAUUGCGUCUCAGACAGAACAUGAUUUUCGCGACUAUCAAGGUCGUAAAAGGAUGGGAUUUACCUCAAUUUUUGGCGAUGGGUCAAGAUCAGCGGACUGCUAUCAGGAGAGCUCUCAACGAAGAUGCCGAGAAGUUACUGUCUGAAGGUGACCCUGCGGAUCCGCAGCUAAGAAGACUAAAGCGAGAGAUCGCUGACGUCAAUAGACUUUUCGAUGACUUUGAGAAACGCGCGAGAGCUGAAGAAGAGUCUAAGAACGCUGGCAGAAUUUUUACUGACCAGGUAUCUGCAUUGCAGCAGGCUUUGGAUGAAGCCGAGAGGGUUUUGAAUAUUCGCAUCGCGUCGCCGCUACCACGUGACCUGGACAGUCUGGAGCACAUGGUACUGGAGCACAAAGAUUUCGAGCAGAAAUUACAACGUCUAGCUCCCGACUACGAACAAGUGCAACAAACCUUCAGGGGAAUUACUCUGAAGACACCGGUGAUGCGCAACAAGCUCGACAAUGUGAUGAGCAAGUGGAAUCAGCUGUGGAACGUCAGCAAUUUGUACAUCGAGCGGCUCAAGUGCAUUGAGAUCGUGCUGUCCGGGCUUGAAGAGAACACUUCUGGAAUAACUGAGCUGGAGAUUAAGUUGGCUUCUUACAGUGAGCUUCCGUCUGAUGUCAAAGGUCUCCAGAUUGUUCUGGAAGAUCUAAUGAUCCUGCAAAACGCAAUCUCUCAACAGCAGAUAUCUAUUGAUCAGCUGAAUGACGAUGCUCACAACGCGAGGAGACUUGUUGAAAAGUCACGGCCUGGUCACCGUGGUCCACAUAGCGACAUGGAUCGUUUGGAUGCUGAGGUCAAUAGGUUGAAUGCCAGGUGGACGAAUAUUUGUGGACAACUGGUGGAUAGACUCAGGAGUGCAGAAACUGCUUACGGCCUCGCGCAGCAAUAUCACAGUUCUUAUCAGAAUGAGGUUGACUUUGUUGAUGAAAGCUACUGCAAGCUUGAAUCUGCUCCUGCUCAAGAAUUGGAAACAGCUAAAAACCUGUUGAACAGAGUUUGCGAUCGCGCAGCAGCGAUUGAAGUCGUCAAUGUCACCGGAGGAAGACUGAUCCGUGAAGGCAAGAUCUAUGGCCAGCGGCUCAGAGCGUUCAAGGAACAGCUUGAAGAGCUUUGUCCAUCGCUGGAUGCAUCUGUCAAAAGACCGAGACGUGAAUCCGUGACAACUGUCGACGUAAUUGCUCACGAUCUCGACAAUCUCAACAGGCGAUACUCCACGCUCGUCAGCCUCUGUCGCGAGCUUGUGCUUAAAUUUGCUCACCAGUAUCCCGAAGACAUUUCUCUGCAGCGAGCUCUGCAAGAGCAACGACCACUGCGUACAUUUCGGACUGAGUUUAAUAUCUACGAAAGUACAACCAGUGAGGAGCGAUAUACCUCGACUACAACUCAUUACACUCAAUCGCAGUACUCAUCUGAACGAUAUGAAUCAUCGAACCAAAUGCAGCGAGUGUCUUCUCGCGAGACGUCGCCGGUCAAGAAGCCCUAUGGGAACCAUACGAGUUCCUUCACAACCAACGGCGACGGUAUCAGAGAAACAGAAAUUGACGGGUCGCGAGCCUACAAGACGAGUGUUAACAGCAGUAUGCAGAUCAACGAGAUCAAAAGCCUGCGUAGAAGACAACGCUCGGAAGAUAAUGGCAUUGACGUGGACAACGUGAUAGAAGCCCGAGGGAUCAUCCAUCCCACUACCGGGCAAGUCCUCACCGUAGGCGAAGCCAUAAGCCUAAGAAUUCUGGACGUGAGAAACGGAAGAAUAGCGACUUCUAUCGACGGAAGAACGAGCGUGACGAUAGAAGAAGCUGUCGCGCUUAAUCUUAUCGACGUAGAACUCGCGCGUCGUCUUCUGGGACCGUGCGGGGUUGUUUCGGAGAAGAAUCGCAUGUCGCUGCUUGAAGCCAUCCAACGGGAACUGUUCGACGCGGAACGGGAGAAGAGCGAGGACCGUGUCAAGGUAACGUGUGUGUCUACAGCCGGAAUUAGUGUUGCCGAUGCGAUGCGUCAGGGUUUGUUGGACCCGGAGACAGGUCUGUUUGUCACAGAUAACGGCGAGAUGAUGACCAUCCAGGAAGCUUACAGUCGAGGCUUCAUUACCAAGAUUAACACUACCGUUAAGAUAAAACGAGGCGCACUGGCCCUCGCUGACGCCAUUUCUCAAGGCUUGGUCGACGACAGACUGGGUCAGAUUAUUGACAGAAACACCGGGGAAAGCUAUCUGCUGGACGAGGCGAUCCAGCGAGGUAUAAUUGAUCCAGAUGUGCGCGAAAUUGUCGAUGUAAGAAACGAUACCAAAAUAACAAUUACCGAGGCGAUUAACCAGGGUAUUAUAAACGUCAAAAACGGAAAGUAUGUGCAAGGUUUUAGUUUGGAAAAGCUGUCCUUCAAAGAAGCUCGGAGACGUCAGCUGAUCGUUAAGCCAAUGACGCUCAAGGAUUGCUGCGAUUUGGAGGUAAUAGACGACAAAGGUAAAAUUUUUAGUCCUAAUCAUACUCGUAAACUUGGUAUUUUAGAAGCUAUUUCUUGCGGCGUUUUAGAUACUGAUAACAUUAAAUCCGUUUCGGACACUAGGUCCGGUGAUUUACUUACUCUUUCAGAUGCCCUAGCUAGUGGUAUUAUUAAAAUCGACUGUGGACGUUACGUUAACUUAAAAACCCAUGAAGAAUUGAGUAUUCCCGAAGCUGUUGAUCGUGGAUUGAUAACUUCAGUUGCUCAAAAGUCCAUUUUUGAUAUUGACGGGUUCAAAGAUCCUAUUUCUGGGGAGUUUAUUAGCCUUAAUGCGGCCUUAUUAAAAGGCUUGAUCAGUCCUAAGUCUGGGGGUUCGUUUGUGGUAGAUUUAAAGACAGGUCGUGCGGUUUCUUUCAACGAAGCCGUAAAAUCUGGGCACGCGCGCCCAGAAGUCAUGGAAAUGUUGAAUCGCGGUAUUGGUGUGACGGAAAAUGGUAAAGAAAUAAGUGUGCUAGAGGCGGUAUUGUUUGAGUUGCUGGAUCCUAAGACAGGGCAAUUGUUGGACCCGCGAUCGAAGAAACCAGUCCCACUGGAAGAUGCGAUUAAACGCGGAUUGAUAACUCCAGAUGGUGCUGCUUUGUUGGCCAGUCUUUUGAAUAUCACUGUUACCACUCAGACGGUAACCAAAACGAUAAAGCGUUACGUUACGGUGACGGAAACUGGAGAGACUAUCACGCGAGAUUACAAACUUUCUUACAGGGAAGCUAUUAGUCGUGGGCUGAUAGACGAAAAAACUGGUGAGUUCACUGAUCCUGACUCUGGUAGACACUUCAAUUUGAGUGAAGCCAUUGAUCAGGGCUUGCUAAGUGCUCCCGAAGCGCGAGAAACUGAGCGACCUUCGCCCAAAAAGACUCGCGAUUCCCCGUCCAAGCAAAUGGUCUUCGAGAGCACUCUUUACGCGAAAGUUAACGAGCUUACUCCCACGCCACCACCGCGUAAAAAGCUUGCUUCUCCUCCCCGAGCUGUCGGUACUACUACGACUAUUAUUACCCAUGAUCUAGUUCAGCCUGAUAAUGAUGUGCGUGUUAACAACUCGACAAUCAUUUCCGUCGGUUUAGAGUCUUCCAAAGAGUCGAGUGAAAUAAUAACCGAUUCCUCGGAAAAAUCAAGUCCCUCGCCUACGAAAAACCGUUCGAUCAACGACCACGUUAGUACUGUUUUUAUAAAGUCCAACGACGAUGUCAAAGAAUCGGUGUCUUUAAAAACAGAAAAGAAUUUGCGUAAUUUGACCAACGAAAUAGAGACAUUUAUUGAAAAAGAAUCUGAAUCUGUUGAGAAGGAAGUCUUUGAACUUCCGUCCGAAGGGUGGAUGCUCCGAGACGCGAUUGACCAGAGAUUGUUUGAUCCAGCUACUGGGUUGUUCAUUAUUUCUGGUACUGAUAGGCUUGUUUCGUUUGAAGAGUGCAUAAAACUUGAGAUAAUCAAUCCUCAUUCUGCCGUGGUUGUUGAUCCAAACAACAGCAGACAUGUUUCGUUGGUCCGCAGCUUGGAGAAGGGUAUUCUAGACGCUACGGGGCAUUACGUUCAUCCACGGAAAAUGACGAUGAAAGAUGCAAUCGAACAGGGGCUGGUCAUUUUAGAACGCAAGUCGAGCGAAGAUGACCAAUCUAACGCGCGAAUGAUUCAAAUCACGAAAGUUACCGGCAAACCUGACACGGUUGAGGUCACGACUGCUGACAAUCUGUCCCAAGAUGUCAAAGUUUCUAAUUCUAGCGAAAUAUCUUCAGAUCCUGUUCAAGUAAGUCCGGGCGUUAUUUAUGAUCCUGAAACUGCUUUGGUAAUCUUUACUGAAUCUGGUCAGUCGUCUAAUAUUCUGACGGCUGUGAGUGAAGGAACUUUGGGUACAGAAGCUAUUUUAGUGAAAGAUCCGGAAACGGGCAAGGAAAUUAGUAUGGCGAAAGCGGUUAAGAAGAAUAUAGUUAACCCUAAGACAGGAAUUUAUGUAGACGAGGCUGGUCGUAAGAUUUCGUUGAGUGACGCUGCCAAAUUCGGAUUGAUUGCUGUUGUUGGAGCUCCUCUGGUUGCCGCGGCAGCUGCUGUAGAAGCUGUCAAGAAGGCGAUGAUCAAAGAUCCUAAAACUGGCGAAAAGAUUCCGAGAGAAGUCGCGAUUGAAAGGGGUCUUGUGACUCCAGAUAAAGUCAACCAGGAAUUCGUGACUAGUGUCAAAGAAUCCAAUGGCGAAAAUGGCCUUGUCGAAGCGUUGAAUAAGGAUGUUGUUACUGAUCAAUUCAAUAAAUUGAUCACUGAAAAACAUUUUGAAAAGUCGGAAAAGAAGGAAGUUAAUGAAAUUACUGAUGAUUUUACUGAUCAAAUUGACAAAGCACCUAGUUUAGCAGAACAAACACGCACUAGAGUCACUACAGAGCCCAAGUAUCAAGUGACUAUUGGUACAGCAAAGACGAUUCCUAGCCCAGAAAUAGAAGCCAAGGCAAUCGUGCUUCAGAAAAUGCGUAAGAAGGUACUGACUCCCAAAGAAGCUGAAGAAACUGGUUUAAUUGACAGAGAUACAGUUGAAAUUUUGGAAACAACUGUGUUGAAAAACGGCGAAUUUGAUUGUAACGGUGGAAAAGUCACUGACCCGCAACGCGGUGAUGUUAUUUCUAUUAACGAAGCUGUAGAGCGUGGUAUUGUAGACCCGGAGAGUGGAAAUAUUUUAGUUCCAUUAGCGCGCAGUCUUUCCAUUCCCGGGUUGUACAAUCAAGGCCUUCUAGAACGUGAAGAAGGCAAGGUGGUUCAUCCCGAAACCGGGCAGCAUCUGUCGUUGAAAGAAGCAAUCGUCUGUGAAAUAGUAGAUCCCCUUUCGACGAUGACUUCGCAGAACGGUAACAAAUUAACGUUACAGUCCUCAAUCGAGUGUGACGAUAUCGACGCUGAUAAAUCGAUUGUACAUAGCGAGAAGGGUGAUUUGAAUCUCGUGGAAGCUACCGAGCUGAACAAGUUUGAUGAAGUAGAAUCGAUGAGUGCCGUAUCACUGCCCCCUGUAGGUAUGACUUUCUCGGUUGCAAUGCAACGUGGAUUAGUAAAUACUGCUGAACAGAUAGUAACGCAUCCAUUGACUGGCCAACAGUUUACAGUAGACGAAGCUAUCAAAAAUGAAUUUAUUAUGUCUUUACCAUAUCCAGCUGCACCUGAAAGUAUUGAAGUAACAAAAGCCCUCGAGGCUGGUCUUAUUGACAAAGAUAAGGCUGCGUUCAAUGAUCCAAAGACUGGACGUACUAUUCCAAUAAAUGAGGCCUUAGAGUCCGGUCAAUUGGUUGUUGGAUCUAAACCUAAAACUGAAAAUAGCACCGUAACUGCCAUUGUAGAGACAGUAACUUCGUACCAAACUGUUACGACAAAAACAAUUCAACUUUCUCCCGGUUAUUCACUGCUUGAUUCUAAUCAAGUGCAGAACAUCAAAACUGGAGAGAUUAUUUCGAUGGCUGAUGCCCAGAAGCUGGGAAUCGUUAAAGAUGAAGAAUCAGAGAAUCAGGAUGUUAAAGUACCGUUUAGCGACGCUGUUGAACAAGGAUUGGUUGACAUGAACGCUGGUACGUUCACGAAUCCAGAUACUAGAGCUGUCAUGUCGAUAAGACAAGCAAUUGAAGACGGUAUCCUUGAUACUAAACCAGAAAUACAAGACCAGCAACAGACAAGUACUAGUAUGACAGUUCUGGAAGCUGCCAACCAAAUUUACGAUGAAAAGACAGAAAAGUUCAGAGAUCCGAAGACGAAUAAAUCAUACAGUUUGACAGAAGCAAUAGAAGUAGGGCUUAUUGAAGCGGAUUCUCUGGUUUAUGACGUCAAAUCAUCAGCUCAGAUUACGACUAAAGAAGCUGUUGAGCGUGGCUUACUGGAUCCUAUAACUGGAAAAGUCAAAAACGAGCGAGGAAACUCGAUUUCUAUUGCAGAUGCGGCUAAGCUUGGGCUUUUAGCGGUCGUUGCUGCGCCUGUUCUGGCUGGAAAAGCUGUCGUAGAUGCUGUCAAGAACCGAAAAUCUGCAGACAGACGUCCUACGAUGUCACCGGUUCCAGAAAGUCCUGCUCAUCAGCCUCAAGCUAAAGAGAAUAAGCUAAAAGAGACAGCAGAAAAGUCAAAAAUAAAAGAGAAUUUGGUGGCGGAAAGCAAAGAAAGUGAACGAAUGGACGUCUCUCUAGAUUCAGAAUCUCAUUCAGUUCAAAUCACUCUUGAAGAAGCUAUAGAAAAUGAUCUUAUAGACCCUAGUUCAUGUAAAAUAGUAAUCGGACAACGCGAAUUGCCUUAUACUGUCCAAACUGCUUUAGAUAAUAACGAAAUUCAACUUACGGAAACAAUUGUUGUUCUCAACCAAACGCGGAUCAGUAUAAUCGAAGAAAAACCCCGAUUUAGAAUAGAAAUAUUCCGUAACUUGACGACUCAGUAUCUAUCAGAUCAGGGAGUCUACGACUUGGAAUCUGACAAAUUCUUAGACCCUUACUCCGAAACAACAAUAGCUUUCCAUGAGUUCGUACUUGAUCUAGAAAUAUUCGACCCCGACAACGUUUGGGUGAAAGAUUUGUCUAGUAAAACUAACGAGUACGUUUCUUUACGUGAAGCUAUCAACAAACCUCUGGUAGACAGAAACAUCGGCUACAUGGUUGACCCGAAGAGCGGUAAAAAAAUUCCGUUCUGCGAAGCUGUACAAGCUGGAAUGAUUAUCCAACGACCUGUCAAUCGAGAAGAGUCGUUAUCACUGACUCUGCAAGAAGCCAUUCAAUCAGGAAUUUGUGACUCGUUAAGCGGCAAUUUGCAAGACCCAAGAUCUGGCCAACAAUUAUCUUUGGCCGACGCAGUAGAAAGUGGUUUAAUAGACGUCGACUCGGUGAGCAUCCGCAACCCGGCAAACGACGAAAUCAUUCCACUUGCAGAGGCUGUCGAAUCUGGAGUCGUGAAUUUGGCUCGCGGUGUCAUAGUUAACAUUGAAACGCACUCUGAAGUUAGCAUAAGAGAAGGAUUCUUGAAGGGUCUUGUUCUUCCAGGUCUACGGAAGCCAAUUUCUCUGGAAGCUGUGAUAACAAAAGGCUGGUAUGACUCUCAGUCAGGAAACAUUAAGGAUCCGAUGACCCAGCAGUUAAUAGAUAUCGACGAAGCAGUAGGUCGCGGAAUAGUCGACGCAUUUAUAACCGAGUGUCAGGACACCAAAGCCGGGUCUUUCUUGUCCCUGGACGACGCUUUGACUGUCAAACUCGUUAACCCAAAGACUGGUCGACUUCGUGAUACCAAGGCUGGUGAAUUAUUACCACUUGAUAUUGCAUUAGACAAAAAGCUUAUUAUUACAACGCCAUUUGUGCCUUCAUUCAUUGAUGUCAUUAUACAGGAAUACUAUUCACCAAAAACUGGUCUCGUUCUCAAUCCAAUGACUGGUGAUGAAUCAACGAUGAAACACGCGCUAACAACGGGGUAUGUCGACAGCAGAAUGAUAAAAAUCAAAGAUGAUCGCAGUGAAACAGUCGUUUCGUUGCGAGAUGCGGAAAAGAGUGGACUGAUUGAUUUAGAGAAGGGUGUUCUGUUAUAUCCACACUCUAUGACUCUUGAUGUGGCGCUGGAAAAAGGCUACAUUUUGAAUACAACCAAACCUUGGACAUUGCAAGAAGCUCUGGCUCACCAGAGUUACAACCCCAUUACCGGAAGGUUUUUGAUGGACGGCGAAAGGUUGCCUCUAGAAGAAGCAAUCACUAAAGGAUUGAUCAGCCAUGAUAGCCCUUCUGUAAAAGACCCGAGAUCUGGAGAUGUUAUAACACUCAGCGACGCCAUUAAGUUCGGACUUAUUGAUCCUAAAUCCGGUACAGCCUUAGACCCGUCUACCGGCACAGCUCUGUCGCUUACAGACGCGAUGGAUCGUGGAUUGGUUGUUCCCGCAAAACGCAAAAUAUCUUUGCCAGAAGCUGUUUUCAAAGGCUUCUACGACCCCAAGACCGGUCAGUUCACGAGUCUUGAAACACGAGAAAGAUUGCCUACCGAUCGCGCUAUCAAAGAAGGCGUCAUAGAUCCAACUUCAGCUAUCGUGAGAGACCAGCACGGAGAACUGAUUACAUUCAGCAAAGCCAUAAAAGACAGAAUCAUCGAUGCUAAAUCUGGAACAGUGAUUACUGAAGAAGGACAAACUAUGGACUUCCAUGAAGCUUUUGAGAAAGGAGUAUUACUCGAAGCUCGGCGACCUAUGAGUUUCAGUGAAGCUAUUCUCAAAGGCAUUCUCGACAGAAAGACAAACUUGUUUUUGGAUCCACGUACUGGCGCUUAUCUGACAAUCGGUCAGGCAAUUGAGAAGCACCUAAUCGACGCUGAUUCAGUGACCGUUAAAGACGCGAAAACUGAAUUCUCCAAAAAGAUAGCGUUGAAGGAAGCGAUAAGAAUUGGUCUGCUGAAUGGCGCCACUGGCAAAGUCAAAGAUUCAACGCAACAUAAUCUUGAAAUUUCUCUGAGUGAGGCUUAUGAAACUGGCAUCAUUGUAGACAACAAAGCCGCGAUUUCUGUGCAGCGCGCUAUCCACCAAGGUCUGUACGACGAUAAAACAGGCAAAAUAAUCGAUCCUAGCACUGGAAGAUCUAUAACUCUGCACGAAGCGAUGAGGAUGUGUGUCAUCAGUCCCAAGUUAGUUUGCUACUGGGAUAAGCGUACGGAAACUUUGUUGUCACUCGCGGAAACUUGUCGCGCUGGAGUCAUUGAUAGACGUACAGGUAUGUUCAAAGAACCAGGUGCUAAUUGCUCAAUUCCUUUGUCAAUGGCUCUACAAUUGGGCCUGAUUGUUGACAUUGAAGGCGCUGGUUUCAGUCUGUACGAGGCAGUACAUAUGGGAAUGUACGACGUACCUUCCGGUAGAUUUAUCCAUCUCUUGACAAAUAAGAAAUUGACCUUAUCCGAAGCCUGUCAGGCUGAAUUGAUCAACCCUGUAAUAUCCUUCGUUAAGAAUUCCAAAACAAAUCGGUACAUUCCUUUGUCUGAAGCGAUUUCCGAAGGCAUUAUCGACGAUGUUCGCGGUACUUACACCCAAGUAGAACUCAACAAAGCGAUAAAUCUAGUAGAAGCCAAAAAUAAAGGCUUAAUCGUUCCUUCUAAUCGGCCGAUUUCUAUCGAAGACGCUGUAAAAUGCGGUCUUUAUCGCCCUGACAAUGGUAAAUUCAUUGAUCCUAGCACCAAUGUCUUUUACGACAUUGUCCAAGCCAUUAAUUCCGGUUUAGUAGAUCCUGAUACCACUGCUCUGAAAGAUACCACUAGCGGGCAAAUAAAAUCCUUGCAGCAGGGCAUUUCUGAUGAUACUAUCGACGUUUCUAGGGGACAGAUUUUAGAUCCUAAGACAAAGCGCAGUUACACUAUUGACAUUGCGCUAGAACGCGGGUUACUUGUGACUAUUGACAAACCUUUGACGCAACAGACAGAACGUAAAAAUUCUUUAGAACUACAGAACGCCAAAGACAAACUUGUUAAGGAGUGUAGUAUUGAAGAAGCCGUAAGAUUUGAGCUUCUGAAUCCCACCAAGUGUUUCGUGAAAGACCCGAAAACGGGUAAGUUUAUAACCUUGAGCAAAGCGCUGGCUGACGAUCUCGUUGACGCGUCCAAACGAGGAACCAUUGAUCCUCAAAAUGAAAAAAUGACGCAACGUAUAGUGCGUUUCGAAGAAGUAAACGUGUAUUUGGUAGAGCCGAUUUCCUUUGACCUGGCAGUAGAGCGAGAAAUUUUGAGCAUCGAAACGGCAAAACUCACUGAUCCUAUUACCAAUGAAGAGAUAACCCUUAAAGAAUCGGUUUCUCGCGGGAUUAUCGAUUCAGACACCGUUCUGAUAAAAGACUCCCAGAAGAAGAAGUUGGUGACCCUGCCAGAGGCCUUUAGGAAGGGAAUAAUGGACGGUGAGAAGGGCAGCGUUCUCGACACUGAAACUUCUAAAUUGAACUCACUGUCGAAGGCAGUUGAGUCUGGACUUUUGACCACCCAGAAACGUGGACUGUCCUUUAUUGAAACGCUUGAAUUUGGUAUUUAUAACCCUACCACAGGUGCAUUUAGCGACCCUUUUACUGUGACGACGUUGGUAGACCGAAAACGGCUGACACUGAGCCAAGUAUUAGAGUCAGGCUUAGUCGACCCUUCGACAACGGUGAUAAAAGACCCCGUGACUGGAGAAAUUUCAAGUCUCUUAGAAGGGAUUAAUGAGGGAAAGAUCGACCCUGUUGCCGGUAGAUUCCGGCUUGAUUCUCAGCCUGAUCUUAACUUCCUCCAGGCCUUGGACAGGGGCUUCAUACUCGCAGCAGAAGCGAGGCAAGCGGUUCAAGAAAAGUACAAGUUGUGCGAUGAGACGUUGACUAAACUUCUGCAAUGGGUUACUGAGAUUGAAGACAAAUUGGCUCAUCAAGAUGUCGUCAAGGAAGACAUCGAGGAAUUGAGGAACCAAAUCAACACUAUGAGACAAGUCAAAGAAGACAUCGAGGCUCACAGCAGACCAGUAUCCGCCUGUCUGGACCAAGUCCGUCAAGUAGUGAUAACCGGCAGUGACGUAUUAUCAAGCGACGAAGUGUCAUCCCUAGAAAAGAACGGCCGUUCUUUGAAAACUCGCUACGACCGUGCGACUGACCGUACUGAAAGAUUACUGAAGCGCCUCAAUGGCGCACGAGACGAGCUGUCCAAAUUCAAAAACGAGAUCUUCUCGUUCUCUGCCUGGCUCGACAAAGCUCGCCGUGUCCUCGAAGACAAAGAACGUUCUCUUUCUGACCUGAACAAACUAACCGCAAGCACCGAUCCUACUCGCGAUUUCAUCAGCGACGUAAUCGCCCAUCAAGCGGACCUGAGAUUCAUCACAAUGGCCGCUCAAAAGUUCGUCGACGAAAGUCGGGAAUACCUCCAAGUUCUCAACGAAUUCCGAACAAGCUUACCACAACGAUUGCCCCACAAAGAGCCAACUGCCAGCCAGGACUCGCCAGUUCGCAACGAAGUCACCAUUGUAACUGCACAGUACAAGGAUCUUCUGUCCCGCGCUACCAAUCUUUCUGAUAGGUUAACUGGUGUUGGUGGAAGACAACGUGACUACCAAGAUUCACUAGAAAAAGCACGAUCUUGGUUGAAAGAAAUUGAACCGCGAGUUCACCGAGUUAUCUCUGAACCAGUCGCUGCAGAACCUAAACAGGUUGAAGAGCAACUAAGCAAAGCCAAGGGAUUGAAUAAUGAAUUUUUGGUUAACGCUCGGCUUAUUGAUAAUGUCAAAACAAGCUUAGACGCUUUGUUGCGAUCACUCGAUGGACAACUUACGCCCAGUGAAGCGAAACAACUCGAAGAACCAGUUGUUGCUAUUGAAGACAAAUAUCGGCAGUUGUUGAAUGCUUUGGCUGAAAAGUGCCAAGAACUCGACACUGCUUUGGUUCAGAGUCAAGGAGUUCAAGACGCGCUGGAUGGAUUGGUUGCUUGGUUGAACAAUGUGGAGAGUCAGUUCAAAAACAUGCAACGACCUGCCAGCUUGCACAAAGAAAGGCUUGAUGAGCAACAAAGAGAACAGCGAAUGUUGCAGUCGGACUUGGAUAGCCACCGUCCCAGUGUAGAAGCAAUCACUGCUAGUGCUCACGAUCUUUUGAUAAACUCCAGCAAUGCUAGAGUCGCCAAACGCAUUGAAAGUAAAUUGAAAGAUGUGCAGAGUCGGUAUGAGAAACUUAUGGACAAAUCACUGCGUCGAGGAGAGUUCUUGGAUGAAGUUUCGCAUGCGCUGAACGAGUUCUCUGUUGAGACGAACAAGUUCGACGCGUGGUACUCGCAAAUGAUUGAAGUUCUUGAAUCCCGUGAAUUGACAAAACUGGAUGUUGUCGAGUAUGAGAACAAGAUGGCUCAAUUGGCUGGAAAAAGAGAAGACCAAAGACAGAACGUCGAGAGUCUUAUUGGAAAUGGCAAGAAUUUGGUUGCGAAGAAAGAUAUUACAGAUGCAGCGCAGAUUAGGGAUAAGAUUAAGGCGAUUGAGUCACAGUGGAGAGAAUUAGGAAACUUGCUAGAUGAAAAGCAGAGGCUGAGUAAGUCGAGGGCAGAACAACUUUCGGCGUAUGAGAAACUACGUGAUCAGGUUCUGGAUUGGUUGAGUCGUACGGAAACCAGGGUGUCAAGAUUGCACCCGGUAGCAGUAGAUUUGGAAAAAUUGAAAGUCCAGACGGAGGAAUUGAAGCCGAUUCAAAAGGAGUACAGAGACUACGGAAAUACCGUAGAUAAAAUUAAUGAUCUGGGGAUUGUGUAUGAUAGUUUACUGAAGGAACGCGGAGAGAGUCCACCCAGACGACGUGGAAGUACUAGUCCCACUAAGCGCAAUACCAUCACGAGCCCACUCCGCCGAAUGUCACAAGACGGUCGCUCACCUUCCCCCACUAAAACCUAUGCCGUUCAAAGUCCGGUGUCUCCAGGUGGUAGCAGCGGAUUUAGCAGCCGGCGUUCCAGUCAAGACGGCUUCCAUCUCGAGGAGUUGUCUCCUGUCCAACAGCAGCUGUCUGAAAUCAACAACAGAUACGGCUUGCUUGGUGUCAGAUUAUCCGACCGCCAAACUGAGUUGGACAAUGUCAAGGAGGAGCUGAGGAAACUCUUGGACAACUUGAAAACUUUGUCCCAAUUCUUAGACAAAAUUGAACGUCAGUUACCAAAGGAAUCCAUCCCUAUCUCUAAAGAAGAAGCCGACAAAACUGCUAAACUCAUUAAAGUAGUCGUCGAAGAAAUGUACGAGAAACAAUCUCUCUUGGACAGCACAAAGACACAAGUACGUGACAUUGUGCGUCGUAAAAAAGACGCAGACGGUGCAGACCGCCUUAAUGAUGAGUUAGAAGACGUAGCCAGUCGCUGGAAGUCAAUAUCUGACCGCUGCAAAGAUAGAAUUAAAUUCAUUGAAGACAUAAAGGAGUUCCAUGACACCUACGAAAGCUUGAACUCCUGGCUGGGAGCUAAAGAAAGAAUGUUGGGUGCUCUAGGACCCAUUUCAUCUGACCCAAGAAUGGUAGCUAGCCAGGUACAGCAAGUCCAAGUACUCCGUGAAGAAUUCCGGUCUCAGAAGCCCCAGCUUGAUCAUCUCGUCGAAGUUGGCGAAAGUGUUCUUACUCGUCUGCCAAAUGACUCCGUAGACGGCCAGAAAAUCAGCGACAAGCUGAACAACAUCUUACAAAGAUGGACUGACCAGGUUAACCGACUCGACGAACGAGCUCAGAGUCUCGGAGAUGCUGUUGACACCAGCAGGGAGUUUGACGCCAGCCUCAAUCGCCUUCGCGACGCGCUUCAAGGUAUUUCAGACAACUUGGACGAUUUACCUCUUGACAAAGAUCCAGAGGAACAACUUCGUAAAAUCGAAAACCUCGAAAGACAACUGGAAGGCCAGCGUCCUCUGCUCGCCGAUGCUGAAGCAGCUGGAGCUCAACUCUGCGAAGUUUUGAGCGACCCUGCGUCCAAGUCUGAGAUUCAAGGAAAACUCGCGGCUGUUAAUAAAUUGUACAACAACUUGCAGAAGAAACUGGACCACAGGAAGGCAGAAAUUGAAGGAAACCUUCGGGACGGAAGACAAUUUGAAGCUUCUUGCAGCAAAACUCUCGGGUGGCUGGCAGAUGAGCUUGGAAACAUGUCAGAGAAACUUUUGGUUUCAGCGGACCGUGAGAUUUUGCAGCAACAACUGGACCACCACGAGCCCAUUUAUCGCAAUGUGAUGGGCAAAGAGCAUGAAGUUAUAAUGCUGCUGAACAAAGGUCGUGAUAUUCUUGCGCGAUCAGCAAAGAACGAGAACCGUACGCUGCAAAGAGAUUUAGAUAAGAUGCAGAUGCAGUGGGAUCGACUGAAGAAGGAUACUCUUGACAGGCAUACCAAGUUACAGACGUGUGCUGAGCAUUGCAAGAAGUACUACCGCGCUCAGGACUCUUUCUUGCCUUGGCUGAGACAAGCUGAGGACAAGUUGGAUAGCUUGAAGCCAGCUUCUUUCAAGCGUAAGGAUAUCGAGAAGCAGCUGAAGGAACUCUCGUCUUUCAGAAACGAGGUUUGGAAACGCUCUGGCGAGUUUGAGAAUAACAAAACUUUGGGAGAAACUUUCCUCAGCGCUUGUGAUAUUGACAAGGAUGUUGUUAAGAAUGAGCUCAGUGCCAUGAAGACCAGGUGGGAUAAAUUGAAUAAUGAAUUAUUGGCACGCACGCAGUCGCUCGAAGAUACUGCCAGACAUUUGAAUGACUUCAAUGAAAAUUUGAGGGAUUUGAAACACGGGUUACAGAGGUGUGAAGAUAAAUUGGCGUCACAUGAUGCUUUGGGUGGUGCUUCUAAAGAUCCAAAACUUCUUGACAGAAUAAAGAACUUACGAGAAGAAACAGCGGCACUGAAGAAACCUUUGCUAUCUGCGAGACAACAAGCCAAUGAUUUAGUAAACAACGCCCGUGAGCAAGGUGUAGAUGCAACUCACCUUCAAGACGAAGUCGACAAUAUCACCGAUCGCAUCAAUGAUCUCCAAGGAAAACUUGACGACCGUUGCAAUGACUUACAGAGCGCAGCUACCGCCGUAGCUCAAUUCAAUGACCAAGUAAAAGCUCUAACUUACGACCUCAGUGGUUUGGAGAACGAAUUGGAAUCAAUGAAAGCUCCAGGUCGCGAUAUCAAGACCGUUCGUUCUCAAAUCGAGGAAGUUAACAAACUGAUCAGCAAAAUAAACCGCACAUCUGACGAGGUUUCGAAGUUAGUAAAUGCUGGGGAGAAUUUGGUAGACAGCGGAUUUGCUGCUGAUGUAAUAGCAACUCGAGACCAAAUUGAUAUUCUGAAGCGUCACCUGGGAAAACUAGAUGAACGUGCUCGCAAUCGCGAUGAAGAGUUGUCGGACAUAUUGAAUAAAUUGCAAGAGUUUUACCGUAUUCACGCGGAUGUUAUAGAUGAUAUUAAUGACGCCAGCGACCAGGUCAAAAGAUUUAAAGCGGUGGGAUCUGACAUUGAUUCCAUUAAAGCCCAGCAGGAAGACUUCCGCGCAUUGAAGGCCCAGAAAAUCGAACCAAUCGCUCGUGCAGUUGAUGAGUGUAAUUUGGUAGGUCAAGGAUUGAUCCAGAGCGCGGGACGAGAUGUUAACACCAGCGGUAUUGAGAAAGAUCUCGAUAAAAUGCACGAGAAAUGGAAUGACUUGAAGGAUAGACUGAAUGAACGUGACCGUCGACUUGAUGUUGGUCUUUUGCAGUCAGGAAAGUUCCAAGAGGCUCUGGAUGGCUUGGAAAAAUGGCUGGCAGAUACCGAAGAGAUGGUAGCUAACCAAAAAUCCCCUUCUUCUGAUUACAAGGUCGUCAAGGCUCAGCUUCAAGAACAAAAGUUCUUAAAGAAGAUGUUGAUGGACCGUCAAAACUCAAUGUCCUCACUCUUCAACAUGGGCCAAGAGGUAUCCGCUGCAGCGGACCCCAAAGAACGUAAAGCAAUUGAGAAAAGAUUGAAAGAUCUGAUCGGAAGAUUCGAUGCGCUGACAGAAGGUGCUGCUGAGCGCAUGGAUGCUCUCGAGCAAGCCAUGGCAGUGGCCAAAGAAUUCCAAGAAAAACUGACACCUCUUGCGAUCUGGUUGGACAAGACCGAGAAGAAGGUGAAAGACAUGGAAUUAAUUCCAACUGACGAAGAGAAAAUCCAACAGCGAGUUUCAGAGCAUGAUGUUCUUCACGAUGAUAUCUUGUCAAAGAAGCCGUACUUUAGCGAGUUAACCGAAGUGGCCAGUCAAUUGAUGAGCCUCGUUGGUGAAGAUGAAGCCACCAUUCUUGCUGAUAAGCUUCAAGAUGUUGCCGACCGAUACGCCAGUCUUGUAGAACGCUCCGAGGCACUCGGAAGUUUAUUGCAGCGCUCGAGACAAGGUCUCCGCCAUCUCGUCCUUACUUAUCAAGAUCUGCAAGCCUGGAUGGAGAGUAUGGAGAAAAGACUGUCCAAGUAUCGUGUUCUUGCUGUUCACACCGAGAAGCUGCUUCAGCAAAUGGAAGAUCUCGCUGAUUUGACCGAGGAAGUGUCUUCUCGCCAAACGGAAGUUGACAGUACAACAGACUCCGGGUUGGAAUUGAUGAAACACAUUUCCAGCGACGAAGCACUUCAACUUAAAGAUAAACUAGACUCUCUCCAACGCCGCUUUAAUGACUUGGUCACGCGCGGCUCUGAUUUACUCAAGCACGCCCAAGAAGCCUUGCCGUUAGUCCAGCAAUUUCACGACAACCAUAACAGGCUCAUGGACUGGAUGCAGGGCGCAGAAACCGCUCUCCAAUCAGCCGAGCCACGAGAGGAAGAAAUUAUCCGCCUGGAAAUGGAGAUAUCUGAGUACCGACCGGUUUUGGAGAAAAUAAAUACCGUGGGUCCGCAGCUCUGUCAAAUUUCACCUGGAGAAGGUGCUGCAACUAUUGAAGGACUCGUCACCAGAGACAACAGACGGUUCGACGCAAUCGCCGAGCAAAUUCAACGCAAAGCUGAAAGGAUUCAAUUGAGCAAACAAAGGUCUCUUGAAGUGAUCGGAGAUAUUGAUGAUUUAUUAGACUGGUUCCGAGAAGUCGACAAUCAGCUGCGCGAAGCUGAACCACCAAGCAGUGAACCUGAGAUAAUCCGUGUACAAUUGAAAGAACACAAAGCUUUGAAUGAUGAUAUUUCUAGUCAGAAAGGUCGCGUUCGCGAUGUUAUUUCCACCGCUAAAAAAGUUAUUCGUGAAAACACUCACCACGAAGACACAGCUACUAUCAGAGACAAGAUGGAAGAUUUAAGAGAAACUAUGGAAAUUGUAUCCGGUUUGUCGUCAGACCGUCUUGGUGCUCUGGAACAAGCGCUUCCUCUGGCAGAACAUCUAAGAGAUACUCACUCGGGUCUGUGUAGCUGGUUGGAAGAAGUUGAACACCAGAUUUCUAUGCUGCCUAUGCCAGCUUUGAGACCUGACUUGAUUGCAGCUCAACAAGAUAAGAACGAACUGUUGAUCCAGAGUAUUAACGAACACAAACCUUUGAUCGAGAAGUUGAACAAGACCGGAGAAGCUCUAAUGAGAUUGUGCAAUGAAGAAGAGGGACUUAAAGUACAAGAUAUCCUGGACAAUGACAACGCUAGAUAUUCUGCUCUACGAGCUGAGCUUAGAGCUCGUCAACAAACUCUGGAGCAAGCUUUGCAAGAGUCUUCGCAAUUUUCUGAUAAGCUAGAGGGAAUGUUGAGAGCACUGACAUCUACUGCUGAUCAAGUUCACGGCGCAGAGCCAGUUAGUGCUCAUCCUCCUAGAUUAAGGGAUCAAAUGGAAGAGAAUGCAGCUCUGGCUGAGGAUUUGGCUCAAAGAUCAGAAGCUUACGCUGCGGUGAAAAAAGCUGCCGAUGAUGUUAUCAACAAAGCUGGUAAUCGUCAAGACCCAGCGGUUAAGGACAUCAAGCGCAAGUUGGAGAAAUUGAAUAAAUUGUGGGGAGAAGUCCAGAAGGCUACUAUAGAUCGAGGACAUACGCUGGAUGACACCUUGGCUAUUGCUGAGAAGUUCUGGUCGGAAUUGAACGGAGUGAUGACCACUCUCAGAGAACUCCAAGAUGCAUUGUCAGGACAGGCUCCACCUGCUGCUCAACCGGCAGCCAUCCAGCAGCAACAGGUAGCGUUGCAAGAAAUCAGACAAGAGAUUGACCAAACUAAACCAGAUGUGGAGCAAGUCAGAGCUUCGGGGCAGGAAUUGAUGGGUCUUUGUGGAGAACCGGACAAACCUGAAGUCCGCAAGCACAUGGAAGAUUUGGAUCAGGCUUGGGAUAAUGUCACUGCUUUGUAUGCGAGACGUGAGGAGAACUUGAUCGACGCUAUGGAGAAGGCUAUGGAGUUCCACGAGACUCUCCAUAAUCUGGUGGACUUUUUGCAAGAAGCUGAAGAUAAGUUUGCUGAGAUGGGACCUUUGGGUAGUGACAUUGAUUCUGUUAAAAGACAGAUCAAGCAGCUCGCUAACUUCAAGUCUGAGGUUGAUCCACAUAUGGUGAAGGUCGAAGCUCUUAAUAGGCAAGCUGCAGAAUUGACGGAGAGAACAUCAUCAGAGCAAGCAGCAGCAAUAAAAGAACCACUUGGUGCAGUGAACCGUCGAUGGGACGCUUUACUAAGAGGAGUCGUCGAACGUCAAAGACUCCUGGAGAACGCACUUCUGCGCCUUGGACAAUUCCAACACGCCCUGGACGAGCUGCUGGUCUGGAUUGACAAGACCGACAGAACUCUGGACGAAUUAAAGCCCGUCGCAGGCGAUCCGCAGGUGAUAGAAGUCGAACUAGCUAAGCUGAAGGUCCUUGUAAAUGACAUCCAGGCUCACCAGACGAGUGUAGACACUCUCAAUGACGCUGGAAGACAAUUAAUAGAAGACGGCAAAGGCACUGCAGAAGCUUCUACGACCGCCGAGAAACUAGGAACUUUGAAUCGCCGUUGGCGCGACUUACUCCAGCAAGCCGCGGAUCGACAACGAGAACUUGAAGAUGCGCUUCGGGAAGCUCAAUCAUUCACCGCCGAGAUCCAAGACUUACUAUCUUGGCUGGGUGACGUUGAUAACAUGAUCGUCGCUUCUAGACCAGUCGGCGGUCUUCCUGAAACCGCUUCCGAGCAAUUAGAACGCUUCAUGGAGGUCUACAACGAGUUAGAAAUGAAUCGUCCUAAGGUCGAAACUGUUCUGCAGCAAGGCCAAGAAUACUUGAAACGCGCUGGCGCCUCUAGUGCUGGAACACUGAACCACAAUUUAAGAACUUUGAAACAAAGGUGGGAUAGUGUAACAGCACGAGCUAGUGAUAAGAAGAUAAAACUAGAAAUCGCGCUUAGAGAAGCCACUGAAUUCCACGACGCGCUUCAAGCGUUUGUCGACUGGCUGACCAAUGCCGAAAAAAUAUUAACCAACUUGAAACCUGUUUCUCGAGUUAUGGAAACAAUUCUCGGACAAAUUGAGGACCACAAAGCAUUCCAGAAGGACGUUGGCGUUCACCGCGAAACGAUGCUCAAUUUGGACAAAAAAGGAACUCAACUUAAGUACUUUUCUCAAAAACAAGACGUCAUUCUUAUAAAGAAUUUGUUGGUUAGCGUGCAGCACAGAUGGGAGCGCGUUGUUUCUAAAUCAGCAGAAAGGACUCGCGCUCUGGAUCACGGCUACAAAGAAGCUCGAGAAUUCCACGACGCAUGGUCUCAUAUGAUGACCUGGCUGGACGACGCCGAGAAAACUCUCGAUGAAAUGGCCGCUGAGGGAGUUGGUGGCAACGACCCGGAGAAAAUCAAGUUCCGGUUGAACAAGCACCGGGAGAUCCAGAAAGCUUUGGGUGCCAAGCAAGGAACUUAUGACACGACGAUGAAGAACGGGAAAACUCUGAAGGACAAGGCGCCGAAGAGCGACGAACCGGCUUUGAAGGAGCUGUUGAAUGAAUUGAAGAGCAAGUGGACGACGGUGUGCGGAAAGAGUGUAGACAGACAGCGAAAACUGGAGGAAGCUUUGCUCUUCUCAGGUCAAUUCAAGGACGCUAUUCAAGCGCUGCUUGAUUGGCUCCAAAAAACCGAGAAGCAGCUGUCGAAUACUGGACCACUGCAUGGAGAUUUGGACACAGUUACCAAUUUGGUGGAGCAGCACAGGUCAUUUGAGAGAGACCUCGAGAUGAGAGCCUCGCAGAUGGAAUCUGUUAUCAACACUGGCCGAGAGCUUGAAUCUAAAGCUACGGUAGAAGACGCGUCGACUAUCAGGUCGCAGCUGUCCGAGGUGAAGAACCUUUGGAAUGUUGUGACCAGGUUGUCGGACAAUAAGUCUCACAGAUUGGACGAAGCGCUGAGGGAUGCAGAGAGACUUCACAAAGCUGUGCAUGUAUUGUUGGAGUGGCUGAGUGAAGCGGAAAUGAAGCUGAGAUUCGCGGGUCAGCUGCCAGAAGACGAACAAGAGAGCAGGAACCAGCUUAUGGAGCAUGAGAAAUUCUUGAGGGAGCUACAUCAGAAGGAAGUCGAGAAAGACCAUACUCUUGAACUGGCUCAUGGAAUCCUUGGCAAGUCUCAUCCGGAUGGAGCUGCUGUUAUCAAGCACUGGAUUACCAUCAUUCAGUCCAGGUGGGAAGAAGUUGCGACCUGGGCUCUGCAGAGAAACCAACGGCUAGAAAAUCACAUGCAAGGGCUACAGGAUCUUGACAAUCUUUUGGAAGAAUUGCUUUCAUGGUUAGAAGGUCUUACAAAUACUUUGAUAACUUUGGAAGCAGAGCCGUUACCAGAUGAUCGUCCGACUCUGGAGAUGCUGAUUGCAGACCACCGCGAAUUCAUGGAAAAUACUAGUCGCAGACAAGUUGAGGUUGACAGUGUUUGCAAAGCCCGUCAGAUAAAAGCCAUCAAGGACAAUCGCAAGAUGUCCAAAUCUAGAUUACCCGGUUCUGUUAAGGACCUGUAUCAAGAAAGUGAAGAUGAACAGCCGCUUCGUAAGCAAAGCUUCAAGGGCAGUCGAGACCUAUUGCAAUCUCGUCGUGGAAGCCGAGCCAGUCCAGGUCGUGAGAGAACACCAGAUCCUUCAUUGCCGCAUAUUGGUCCGCGAUUCCCACCCAAAGGAAGCAAAGGAGCCGAGCCGGAAUUCCGUAAUCCACGCGUUAAACUUCUCUGGGAUCGUUGGCGCAAUGUCUGGAUGAUGGCAUGGGAACGUCAGAGACGUCUUCAAGACAAGCUUAACUACAUCGACGAAUUAGACCGUGUCAGGAACUUCAGCUGGGAAGACUGGCGCAAGAGGUUCUUGAAAUUCAUGAAUCACAAAAAAUCACGGUUGACAGAUCUGUUUAGAAAAAUGGACAAAAAUAAUGACGGUCUUAUUCCGAGAGAAGAUUUCAUCCAAGGAAUCAUGAAUACUAAAUUCGACACAUCACGCUUAGAAAUGAACGCCGUUGCCGAUUUGUUCGAUCGCCACGGCGAAGGUCUUAUCGACUGGAAAGAAUUCAUCGCAGCUCUUAGACCAGAUUGGGAAGAAAGACGUACUUACCACGAUACUGACAAAAUUCACGAUGAAGUCAAGCGACUGGUCAUGUUGUGUACUUGCAGACAGAAAUUCCGCGUCUUCCAAGUCGGUGAAGGAAAAUACAGGUUCGGUGACAGCCAAAAAUUACGCCUUGUCCGUAUCUUAAGAUCCACCGUAAUGGUGCGAGUCGGCGGUGGAUGGGUAGCCCUCGACGAGUUCUUAUUGAAGAACGAUCCAUGUCGCGCGGAGGAGUUUAUGAACCAGCUGAUGCCGAUAUUUGAGAGUUUGAGGCAAAAGGAGGAUCUUCCGUGCUCGUACCCUCUUCACAUGCACGCCCCCUCUUACCACUGGGUAAGAGAGCGCAGCGUUAGAAGUGUGCCAAUGGGUCACUCAGGAACUCAUCGAGCGUCAAGAUCUUCAUUGAGCGCUGGAACUCCAGAUAGUUUGAGUGAUAACGAGAGUUCAUUCAAAUUGUCAACAAGAAAGACAAGUACUCCUUAUAGGAGUGUUAUUACUCCAAGUGGUAGCCGUCCAUCUAGCCGUCCAGCAUCACGGCCAGCAAGUAGACCAGCUAGUAGACCUAGUAGCAGGCCUGCGUCAAGGCAAGGUAGUAAACCACCAAGUCGUUAUGGCUCUACACAAUCUUUAGAUAGUACAGACGAGUCAGGAACUCCCAGUCGUAUUCCAAGAAGAACAUUAGGUACAACUGGAACCACACCGACCUCAAGUCGACACAACAGUAUUUCUGGUAGAAAACUCAUGGCUCCAAUGACUUAA